Colletotrichum karsti is the source of this 1905-nucleotide messenger RNA. RefSeq names its product arginyl-tRNA synthetase. Gene Ontology annotation, biological process: arginyl-tRNA aminoacylation; mitochondrial translation. The transcript has 3 exons. The record is from RefSeq and is a predicted model, not a curated record. Gene Ontology annotation, molecular function: arginine-tRNA ligase activity; ATP binding. Bases 1 to 1905 code for a protein of 634 amino acids. NCBI's taxonomy places the organism in Eukaryota, Fungi, Ascomycota, Sordariomycetes, Glomerellales, Glomerellaceae. Gene Ontology annotation, cellular component: cytoplasm; mitochondrion.
AUGGCGACAGACCAGAUCACGGCUCAGCUCGAGAAGCUGUCGAUCGGCAAGCUGGAGUCCUUCCCCGGCUGCUACCCCGACGUCAACCCCGUCGAUAUCUACCGCUCCCACAUCACCUCGCUGCUGCACGACGUGACGGGCGUCGAGAAGCCCAUCAUCUACAAUGCGCUCCAAUGGACUCAAAGUUUGGACAAGGGCGACAUGGUCCUCGCUGUUCCUGCUCUCCGCAUCAAGGGCAAGAAGCCUGCCGAGCUCUGUGAGGAGUGGCUCCCCAAGUUUACCGAGUCUUCCCUGAUCGAGAAGCCCGUUCCUUUCCAGAACGGCGCAUUCCUCCAGUUCUGGUUCAAGCCCGGUCCCCUGGCGCAGAUCCUGAUUCCCCAGGUCUCCCAGCGCGGCAAGGACUUUGGCAAGAACCCCCACAACGGCCUCAAGAACCCCGAAGACGCCUCCAAGGGCAAGAAGAAGAUCAUCGUCGAGUUCUCCUCCCCGAAUAUUGCCAAGCCUUUCCAUGCGGGCCACUUGCGAAGCACCAUCAUCGGUGGUUUCAUCUCCAACCUGUACGACGGUGCCGGCUGGGAUGUCACUCGUAUCAACUACCUUGGUGACUGGGGCAAGCAGUAUGGUCUUCUGGCCCUGGGUUUCGACAGGUACGGAAGCGAGGAGGCUUUGAAGGCCGACCCCAUCAACCACUUGUACGAGGUUUACGUCAAAAUCAACGCGGCUAUGGGUGCCGAGAAGGAGUCGAUUGAAGCCAAGAAGCAGGCGGGCGAGGACAUCACCGAGCUCACCAACAAUAGUCUGGACGAGCAGGCUCGCAAGUACUUCAAGGCCAUGACUGCUGGCGACGAGGCUGCUGUCGCUCAAUGGAAGCGAUUCCGUGACCUCAGUAUCGUUCGCUACAAGGAGACAUACGCCCGUCUGAACAUCCACUUCGACGAGUACUCUGGUGAGAGCCAGGUUGCUGAGGCGGAUAUGGAGGCCGCUGCCAGGAAGCUCGAGGAGAUGAAGAUCUCCGAGGAGUCGGAAGGCGCUGUCAUUAUCGACUUCACCAAGCACGUUCCCGGCAAGGCGGGUAAGAGUCUGGAGCGUCCGAUCAUUCGCAAGAAGGACGGAACCGCUCUGUACCUUACCCGAGACAUCAGCGAAUUGCUGCACCGCGAGAAGAAGUACGGCUUUGAUCACAUGAUCUACGUUGUUGCUUCCCAGCAGGACCUGCAUCUGAAGCAGCUCUUCAAGAUUAUUGAACUGAUGGGUUACCCCGAGACCGCCAAGAAGUGCCAGCACAUCAACUUCGGCCUGGUCCUUGGAAUGAGUACUCGCAAGGGAACUGUCAAGUUCUUGGACGACAUUCUGCGCGAUGUCGGCGACAAGAUGCACGAGGUGAUGAAGAAGAACGAGUCCAAGUACGCCCAGGUCGAGAACCCUGAGGCGACUGCCGACAUUCUUGGCAUCAGCAGUGUGAUGGUCCAGGAUAUGAGCGGAAAGAGGAUCAACAACUACAAGUUCGACAUGGACGCGAUGACUUCCUUCGAGGGUGACACCGGACCGUACCUCCAGUAUGCGCACGCCCGACUCUGCUCCAUCUUCCGCAAGGCUGGCGUCCCGGAGGAAGAGAUUGCCAGCGCGGAUCUCAGCCUCUUGACAGAGAAGCAUGCCAUCGAACUCAUCCGCAUCCUCAGCCAGUACCCCGACGUGGUCCAGAACACCCUGAGGACACUGGAGCCGACUACCGUGCUUACGUACCUGUUCCGCAUGACCCACGUCGUGAGCAGCAGCUACGACCACCUGCGCAUCAUUGGUAGCGAGCGCGAGCUCAUGAAGGCUCGUCUGGCUCUGUACACUGCGGCCAGGACCGUGCUCUACAACGGCAUGCGUCUGUUGGGUCUCUCCCCGGUCGAGAGGUGA